Molecule: messenger RNA, 2841 nt
Organism: Neolamprologus brichardi
Lineage: Eukaryota; Metazoa; Chordata; Actinopteri; Cichliformes; Cichlidae
Gene: tbcb
Product: tubulin folding cofactor B
Biological process (GO): cytoplasmic microtubule organization; tubulin complex assembly; post-chaperonin tubulin folding pathway
Cellular component (GO): cell cortex; microtubule plus-end; nucleus
Molecular function (GO): microtubule plus-end binding; alpha-tubulin binding
Source: RefSeq, a predicted model, not a curated record
AUUUUCUGGCAAACCCACAGAUCUAGGCUACAUGCACCAUUUUCACUGCUAUUAUAAUCAAGUAGCCAUGAAUACUUCCGGUUAAUUGUAGAUACAAAGAUCAAAGGCCUUUUUCAGCACCAUCGAGGAAAAUAUACAUAAUUUUGUUUGAUUAAUACCCGAGUCCAAGGAGACAGGAAAAUGGACAGCGGAGUGACAGUAAUAACCAAUCCCACGGUGAAUGUGCGCUUAACAAGCACCCUCUCCUCCUUCGAGGUGCAGCGCAGGUUCAACAGAGGGAUCAGUAUAGCAGAACUGAAGGGAAAGUUGGAGAUGAUUGUGGGUGCACCGGUCUCCUGCAUGGACCUGGAGUUAUUCAGCAUAUCUGACAAGUUCCUGCAAAAAAUGGAUGAGAAUGAAGCUCUGCUAGGAUCGUAUCCUGUGGAUGAUGACUGCAGAAUACACGUUGUUGAUAGAAGUGGCGGGCAGAUGGGCGAGUUCACUGAUGUUUCCAAAGUGGAGAAAUUUGAGCUCCCAGAUGAUGCUUAUGAUAAGAGAACAGACACAGCCAGGUCAUUUAUGAAGAAGCAACGUGUGGGUCGCUACAAUGAGGAAGAAAUGGCCAAGAAGAAGGCGGAGAAUGCUGCACGGGAAGAGGAGCAGAAGGCUGCUGCCGAUGCCAUUGCUGUUGGCAGCCGCUGCAAAGUGCAGGUCCCCGGUCAGCCCACGAAGCUUGGCACAGUCAUGUAUGUUGGAACAACAGAUUUCAAGCCGGGCUACUGGGUGGGUGUGAAGUACGAUGAACCACUGGGCAAACACAAUGGAACUGUCGAAGGGAAGCAGUACUUUGAGUGCGAGAGCAAAUACGGUGCGUUUGUGAAGCCCCUGAGUGUGACUGUGGGGGAUUUUCCUGAAGAGGACUACGGUUUAGACGAGAUGUAGGACUGCACAGUUUUCUGCCCCAACCUCGCACCUUUAUCCGUUCACCAAGCAGAGAAGAUGGCGCAUCAUGUUAGUGUGGCAAAUUAGAAUUGUUUUGCCUGUGCUUCUCUGGAAGGCAUGAUCCUAAAGCACUCUCUCAGUAACUUGACAGACUUUUGGGUUCUCGUACCAACAGGCGUUUCAUAAGGUUGGGGAUUUUUUUCUUUUUUUCUUUUUUGCAGCAAAAUGAAGGUUUCUGUUGUUUGUUCCUUACUACAAACACUUCUGUUCAAUUCAUAGCGCUUCCUGUAAUUGUACUUUAUUUUUGUUCUCAUGUUUAGUAAAUGUCAUUGUGUACAAAGAUUAUUGUAUAUAGCUGUUUAUAGUUAUCUGUAGUCUUUGCAUUUUUUUUUUGGUUUAAAGACUGACUUGCUGGUAGGAAAAAAAUCACCCAGCCACACUUUGACACUAAGAUAAAAAGCGGCAUUGUGUUACUAACUUUGUAUAAGUGAGUUAAACCCGAGAUGCUUUUUCUUCCUGUCGUUUAAGAUUCUUGCUCCCUUGCAAAUUUAAUGUCUGACUCACAAGGAUUUUGGCAGAAGAGGAAGAAACAGUAGAUCCCAUCUCACCAGAUAUAUUUUCUACUCUUUUUUUGUUGUACUUUGCAGUUAAAAAUUUCCUCAUCGACAAACCGUGCCUGAAAUUUUUGUGCCAAAGUGUGCAAGGGUCGAUAUUCUUCUUUUUUCUUUAAAAGUUAAAUUCGUUAUUUUUGUUUGGAAGUAGGAUGUGCAACAGUCCAGAUUUUAGCUUUCAGAGCAAAUAUAAAAUGUAAUUUCCAUUUAUUUUUCUGUGACAUGAUUCUCCUUGUUAAACAUUAAAUUUGUGCACUUGAAUGUAUCAUGCGUGUGUUGAACCACUGGACUAAAAGAGCUUUCACAUUUAAAAUUUGAUGAGGCUCAGUUUUACUAUUUUCUUCACUGAGCAAUCUGAAUUUACUUAAAGCUCCAGUCACACAUGCCUACAGACCGACCAGCGACCCACUGGCAACCCAAAAAUAUGACUUCGAGCAACCACUAAAUCACUGAAAUUCAACUUUUCAUUGGGUGGGUGGUUGGUGAUGGAGAAUGCAUUUUUUUCUCUAGUGACCAGUGAUUGCUCACUUAUUGCUCAGCCUGAGCUCUACUGUAUAUAAACUGGAUGUUUAAAACAAAAAUCUAAGCGUGAAUCCAAAAACUAUGAGUUUAUUCCAGUGAUUAGGUGAAACUUGUUACUCAAGUCUGAAACCUGAGAUGGAUUUUAUAUUGCAUCAAAAAAAAACAAAAACAAAAAAAACACCAACAUAUUUUCAAGUCUUUAAUUGCUGCAGUUUAAUGUAAACACAGCAUGUUAAAUUUCACAGAGAACAUCAGAAUCAGAAUACUUUAUUAGUCCCAGAGGAAAUGAUUUAAAUGUUAAUGAGUCAGCUUUGAUUCUAAACCUUUCAUUAUGUAUCGAUUCAUACUUGAGUAAACUCUGAAAUAAACCUGAUUAUGAUUACCACUUCACUUAUUGUGAAGUGUACAAAGUACCUUCAGAUGCAUUUUGAUCGUACAUACUCGAAGGCCAUCAAGUUAAAACACAAGGUAAAGCAAAAAAAAAAAAAGAACUGUCCUCAUUGUGCUCACAACACUCACUCUUGGACUGUGUUUCAAAUGGCCUUAUUUAUGCUUUGUUUUAUGUUACUGAUCAAAACCUCGUCAUGUCUUUGUCCUCUGUUGCUUAUAGAACAAAUGUAAAAGUCCUUUUAAGGAAAUGUCACACAUGGAAGAUUGUCCAUGUGUUUUCUCUCUUCCUUAAAAUCUGUGUCUAUCUGAGGUACUGGUGUUAUGUGCCAAAGCGUAAUGAUUAGAAAUGAGAAGUGUUUACCAGUACACUUAUAGCUUAUUAAAGUGAGUGAAUCUA